This is a messenger RNA of Octopus bimaculoides (California two-spot octopus), 588 nucleotides long. RefSeq names its product prefoldin subunit 2. The record is from RefSeq and is a predicted model, not a curated record. Lineage: Eukaryota; Metazoa; Mollusca; Cephalopoda; Octopoda; Octopodidae. Gene Ontology annotation, cellular component: prefoldin complex. Gene Ontology annotation, biological process: protein folding.
AUCAUUCUUCAUAACCCGAAGUGAAUAAUGGCGUCCACUGCUAAAAGCAACAAACCAAAGACUAAUGAACAAAUUAUUGCUGGUUUCCAGGAAUUACGGCAACAACAACGUGCCCUCGCUUCUAAAAUAUCAGAAGUAGAAAUGGAUUUAAAAGAGCACAACCUAGUAAUAGAAAAUCUGACAGACGUUGAUCCUGGUAAGAAAUGUUUCCGAAUGUUGGGUGGUGUACUUGUAGAGCGGACGGUGAAAGAUGUCUUGCCUGCUAUAGUAAAUAACAAGCAACAGAUGUCCAAGUUAAUUGAAACUUUAAACAAACAGUUGGAAUCCAAAGGUACAGAAAUCAACAAAUAUAGAGAAACCCAUAACUUAAAGAUACGUGGUGAAGAAAGUAGUGAGGUGGAGAAGCAAGAAACCAAGCCUGGCACUCAGGGUGUCCUUGUCAGUUGAGAAGUCGAAUCUGGGUGCUUUUUGUUUUUUUUCAUAUUAAUUAUAACUCCACAAUUUAUGAACAGUUAAAAUAUAUUGUCUGAAACCUUCAAUGACUGAAUAAGUUUCGUAUUUGAAAAGAAAUAAACUAAGGAUGGCUUA